AUGGACAAGGAAAUCCUGGCAGUCCAUUCAACGUUGCAUCUAAUUUUCCAUCGCAAUAAAAAUCAGCAUCGUCGAACCAAAUGGUGGAAAUGGCUAUCCAUCUUGAAACGUGCCACCUUGGAUUUCGCCCGAUCGGGGGUAAAAUCCCACCUGGCCACCGUUAUCCCCAGAUGUUACAUCGCUUUUUCAACUGUCGUUGCCGAUAAUCAGUUCUCUACACUGGGAAUCGUGUUGCUAGCUACAUUGGCGCGACUGUCCAAAAUUACCGAGAUCAGUCACCAGCUGAAGAUGCAACCUGUGAGCCAGUCCAAGAUUAUUCCAGUGGCAAAGGAAGAUCUUGGGGAACGUAUUCGUCGGAUUGACACUGUGCAACUUGCCCCAGUCAAGAUUUCCAAGUCGGAUUCCAAGGCCUCAAAGGUUUCCAUGGAAAAACUAAAAGACGUUUCAAAACCAACGAAAAAGAAGAAGAAGAAGAAGAACGCCAUCGAUGAUUUGUUCAGCGGUUUAUUUUGA
This is a messenger RNA of Penicillium crustosum, 513 nucleotides long. RefSeq lists its product as uncharacterized. Gene Ontology annotation, biological process: nuclear-transcribed mRNA catabolic process, RNase MRP-dependent; maturation of 5.8S rRNA from tricistronic rRNA transcript (SSU-rRNA, 5.8S rRNA, LSU-rRNA). Bases 1 to 513 code for a protein of 170 amino acids. Gene Ontology annotation, cellular component: ribonuclease MRP complex. Lineage: Eukaryota; Fungi; Ascomycota; Eurotiomycetes; Eurotiales; Aspergillaceae. Gene Ontology annotation, molecular function: rRNA primary transcript binding. The record is from RefSeq and is a predicted model, not a curated record. The transcript is spliced from 2 exons.